GCCCUGCAGCCGCCGGGCGCGCGCAGCCAGGCCGUGAGUGCGCAGCGCUCGGAGCGGGCUGCCGGGGACCCACCGCGGGGGGCGGGGGGCAGCCAGGCCUGGGGAGGGGGGAGGGAUGAGUGGCACCGUGGGGACAGGGUCCUUUCAUCAAGGAAGCCUUCCUGAGGAAGGCUGAAUGAAGAAGCGCCGCUCUGCUGCAAGGUGGCAUCUCAGAGGGACAGCCUUGUGCGUUGGCUUCCCCCUGGUGUCCCACUCCUCCCCACCACACACUUGUCGCUGUGUCUGAGGCUCUGCCACCUCCAGCAUUCUAAGGACACCACCCGGAAACUGCAUGAGCUGGCCAGUCCAUUCCAGGGCUUAGGAGAAAGUCAGCACGCUUCCCACCCCAAGACAGUCACGGUCACUACCAGAAGAAAAGGGGGACCUAUGACAUCCCUGGAGAGUUACCUGCUGCUCAUUUCCCAUUAGCCCUGCAGGCAGUGAAGGGCUGUCUGUGCAGUCGCUGUGUGCAGCGGACGCCUGCUGUCCACCUCUUAUGCACUCCAGCACGCCCAUCAGCUCCCUCUUCUCCUUCACCAGCCCGGCAGUGAAGAGACUGCUAGGCUGGAAGCAAGGAGAUGAAGAGGAAAAGUGGGCAGAGAAGGCAGUAGACUCUCUAGUGAAGAAGCUAAAGAAGAAGAAAGGAGCCAUGGACGAGCUGGAGAGGGCCCUCAGCUGUCCAGGGCAGCCCAGCAAAUGUGUUACGAUUCCCCGGUCCCUGGACGGGCGGCUGCAGGUAUCCCACCGCAAGGGUUUGCCUCAUGUUAUUUAUUGCCGAGUGUGGCGUUGGCCUGACCUCCAGUCUCACCAUGAGUUGAAGCCCCUGGAGUGCUGUGAGUUCCCCUUCGGCUCCAAGCAGAAAGAGGUGUGCAUUAACCCCUACCACUACCGCCGGGUGGAGACACCAGUGCUGCCGCCUGUACUGGUGCCAAGACACAGCGAAUAUAACCCCCAGCUCAGCCUUCUGGCCAAGUUCCGCAGUGCCUCCCUCCACAGUGAGCCACUCAUGCCGCACAAUGCCACCUACCCUGAUUCUUUCCAGCAGCCUCCGUGCUCUGCAUUCCCUCCCUCACCGGGGCCAGCGUUCCCGCAGUCCCCGUGCACAGCCAGCUACCCUCACUCCCCAGGAAGCCCUUCUGCGCCAGACAGUCCUUAUCAGCACUCAGUUGACACACCACCCCCGCCUUAUCAUGCCACAGAAGCCCCAGGGACCCAGAAUGGCCGACCUGUAGCAGCCACAGCUGAUAGUCAUUUAGUGCUAUCAAUGCCUAAUGGAGACUUCCGGCCGGUUUGCUACGAGGAGCCGCAGCACUGGUGCUCAGUCGCCUACUACGAACUGAAUAACCGAGUUGGGGAGACGUUCCAGGCUUCCUCCCGAAGUGUGCUUAUAGACGGAUUCACAGACCCUUCAAAUAACAGGAACAGAUUCUGUCUUGGACUUCUUUCUAACGUAAACAGAAACUCAACAAUAGAAAAUACCAGGAGACACAUAGGAAAGGGUGUGCAUUUAUAUUACGUCGGGGGAGAGGUUUAUGCCGAGUGUGUGAGUGACAGCAGCAUCUUUGUUCAGAGCCGGAACUGCAACUAUCAACAUGGCUUCCACCCAGCCACAGUCUGCAAGAUCCCCAGUGGCUGCAGCCUCAAGGUCUUCAACAACCAGCUCUUUGCUCAGCUACUUGCUCAGUCAGUUCACCAUGGAUUUGAAGUCGUCUAUGAGCUAACUAAGAUGUGCACUAUCCGGAUGAGUUUUGUUAAGGGUUGGGGAGCUGAGUAUCAUCGCCAGGAUGUCACAAGCACCCCCUGCUGGAUUGAGAUUCAUCUUCACGGCCCACUGCAGUGGUUGGACAAAGUUCUGACUCAGAUGGGCUCUCCACACAACCCGAUUUCUUCAGUGUCUUAAUAGUCAUGUCUCAAUCCACAUUUCCAUAGGAUAGACGCUGUUGCAGGCAGUGGCUUGUAUCAUUUCAGAUUUGCAACUCUGUCACGUGUCUAAGUACAUGUGUAAAUACAUCUAAUAUACACUAUUCAUCUAUUUUAUCACCAUUUGUUUUGUGCUUUCUAGUUAACCUGAUGUCAGUACAAUGCGAUUAGAAAAGCAGGUUUUUCGUGCCUAUGACGUAAGAAGCAGUAGCUUCUUUUGUUAUAAGAAACACGAAAGGCAACUGUGUCAACAGUGUUUGAGGGUGUCAGCAGAAUGAAAGGCAGCGUUAGUCAGCCAUGUCAUUAUAAGGCACAUUGUGUGGCCGACCAGAAAAACAUGAAAACUAUUUAUAUAGCAAAAAUCAGGCACUAGUAGCACUAGAGCAAAUAACACUUGCAGGUAAAACAAAGCAAUCAAAGCCAUAUAAUUUAAAUGAUCUCACUUUUAGUGCUAUUGGCAAGAAACAAAAUCAAGCUUACACAAUCAAUUAUAUAAGACAAGCCACAUAAGCUUUAUUUUCUUUCUGAAGUUGAAAUAACUCUAGCUGGACUAUUGUGCUGAUAUUAACGGUACCUUUUAAACAGACUUAAACUGUGAAGCUGAAGUCAUGUUGCCUCAUACCUACCACUGUAAAAAAAAAAUCCUGAUUUUAAUGUGGCAAGAUAAAUAUGAAAAUAGCAUGAAAUGAGUUAUAUUCCCAACUCGCAAGAGGAGACCAGAACUCAGCCCAGGAAUCUCCCAGGGACUUCUGCUUCCCACGUGGGAAAGCAGGCCCGUUUUCCUGGUUACUCCUGUGGGCAGUCCUGCAGACUUCUGAGUCCCCACAGUGACCUCUGAGCCCACGUGUGUUCAGUCCCGUGUGGGGAAGAAGCAGGUAAAAUCAGAGGGUUGGACAAAAAGAAUCAGAUGUUUACGUAUGCCUUCUCACAUUCCCACAUUAAAAGUCUCCAGGUGAGGGCCCCCUUUUGCCAUAUUUUCCUCACCUGUUGGCAAAUCGUAACAACUUACAGGUUGCUAAAACAGUAGUGAUGACUUUUGAGAAAAGACACACUGUUAGGAUCAAAUUUAUGAAUUAUUUAACUUAGUGUCUCUGUUGAAUAAGUUAUCUACUGGUCAAAUCUUGUAGCCUCUUAAUAAAGCUUAAGUCUCAUACCUGGAAAUAACUUCCCAAGUAAAGUGAUACUAAUUUCCUAAUCUCUGUAAUUUCUGGGGAACAGUGGUAUUGCAUAAUAGCACAUUUAAAAAUACACAAUGUUAAAAACCUGUUCUUCUUUACCCUUGGAUGAUAAAGAGAGGACAAUGCCCCAAAUUUCUAGGUAAUCUCAUGUAUGUAUAUAUAUUUCCCACCCAUAAAACACAGUAUUGCUUGGGAAAAUAUUUCACACCCUCUUAAAAGUGUAUAAUUUAAAAAGGUGAUUAUGCUUGUAACAGAAGGUACUUCAGUAAUUCAAGAGGUUUCUUCAUUUAUCCAUUCUGUCUCAACUCUUUCUAGCAUUAGUGCACAUAGUAGUUGUUUCUCAUUAAAUUGUAUUCAAGGUAGAAAUGAUCAUAUGAAAAAGAUAUAUGAGUGAGCUACUACUGUCACAUGUUGUAAUGACUAGUGUUAUCUAAUAGAAACUUUCAUAUAUACAACAGAAAAUAAUUAUUACAUUUUACAUGAAAACUAAGUGACCCAUUUAGUGUUUAGAAAACCCUGUAGUUUAUUGGUUCAUCAACUAUAUAUUGUGCACUUGUAUGUGCCAGGUACAGUGAUAGGUACUGUGCAAUGCAAUGUAAACGAGAGACAACCUCGGCCCUCUGGUGCUGAGAGUCUUAGAAUAAAUCUGCUUGUGUAGACAUCUUCAUGUUUCAGAACUUGUAUAACGAAACGAAAUACGUGAUCUUUCUUUAGCUCGAAAAAUAUGUAAUUGACUUCUUAAUUAUCUGUAUCUUGAAAUUUAUUUCCCUUCUCUUCUGAGCAAUCAGGUAACGGGUGAAAACUUCCUUGGAUAAAUGCUACUUUUCUUCUGGAUUGUCCUAAAGUUGUUUUUCUUCCUCCCCUUGCUUCUAUUUUCCAAUAAUUCUCCAUCUCCCCCUUUCUUGGAAAAGGCAUUAAUAUGGUGAGUCUUCCUCAUGCGAGUAUUGUUCCAGGAGAGAGCAGCAAGGACACAUGGUUUCUGCUGCAGAGAUCUAACGCAGAUUUCUUGAUCAAAAUUAUUCUCUGGUAAUCUUCCAACUUUACAGAAUUAAUCAGAACUGAUAGUUUAUAAAUGACAUUUAAAAAAUAGGGUUUUCAUCGAGCUUUGCGAAACCAGGAGAAAAUAUGCCAGUAGACGUGAAUGAUUUCUUUGAAAAAUAAAUGAUUAAAAUGGUACAUAUGCAUCAUCAUCAGUCAUGUGUCACCAAAAGUCUUUAUUAUUAGGAUAUGUAUGAAAUUCAGAGAUUUUGGAAUUGAUGAGAGGUUAACCCUUCGGUCAUUGUAACAUAGUCACAUUUUAAUUAGCCUUUUUUUUUUUUAACUUUUGCUGGUAAGAGUUGUCAAAGUUGUAGUGCAGUGUUUAUUCCCAUUCAUUCCUUGAUGUAGACAAUCCAAAAAAAAAAAAAAAAGUAAUGGCAUUAUUUUGUAGGAUAACUAGCAAAAUGGACAUGCUGAGCCAUUCAGUACAUCAGCGAUGCCAAACAUGUUCAAGGUCGCCAUGGACAAGGGUUGUGCAAUAGAGAAUAAUAACGUUUUGGCUGCUCUCAAGGCCCAGGACAUUUAUCCUGUUGUGCAAGCCUGUGUUUUACUUUUUCUUCUUAAAAAAUUGAGAUGUGAAAGUUUUAGUUAGAUGAUAUUUUAGUAUCUGCCAGUGCUUUGGAACUAUAAAGAUGUCAUUGUUGUACACGUUCACUUUAGGGUUUCUGUGUGUUGACACUUAGUAUAAAUCAGGAAAAGCUGGGCUACAACCUAGCACUUAGAAUCCCCCUUUCUUUGUCUUCUAAGGAACUAAAUAUCCCAUAACAACACAAGCAUUUUAUCAGUAUCACUUGCCUGACUUUCAGCACCUGCUUAACUUUAAUGUGUCCUGAAUAUUUGCUGUGUAUAUUCAGUAAAUAAAGCAAAAUACAACAUGCAUUCCAAAUUUUGUCUUUCUGUGUUAUAAUUUAACAGCUGAAUUGUAUGACAAGAUUAGGUGAUCUGGCAAAUGUUAAGCCUAAGUUCAAAUUAAUGUAAAACAAAACAAAAAACAAAGAAACUACUUCUAUUUAAGUAAUGCCUUUGAUGAUAAUACCUAGGCUUCUACUAUCUAUCAAAUGCACAGUUAUCUGGUUGUUUAUAAUAAAG
Molecule: messenger RNA, 5264 nt
Organism: Rhinolophus ferrumequinum (greater horseshoe bat)
Lineage: Eukaryota; Metazoa; Chordata; Mammalia; Chiroptera; Rhinolophidae
Gene: SMAD9
Product: SMAD family member 9
Exons: 8
Coding region: 536-1939 (467 amino acids)
Biological process (GO): SMAD protein signal transduction; anatomical structure morphogenesis; cell differentiation
Cellular component (GO): heteromeric SMAD protein complex
Molecular function (GO): DNA-binding transcription factor activity, RNA polymerase II-specific; RNA polymerase II cis-regulatory region sequence-specific DNA binding; I-SMAD binding
Source: RefSeq, a predicted model, not a curated record